Molecule: messenger RNA, 1719 nt
Organism: Triticum turgidum subsp. durum (durum wheat)
Lineage: Eukaryota; Viridiplantae; Streptophyta; Magnoliopsida; Poales; Poaceae
Source: the annotation of a GenBank genome assembly
AUGCCGUCGUCCGCCGCCGCCCCGUCCGACGACGACGGCAAGCUCCAGCGCUUCCUGCAAUGGCUCCAGGCCAACGGCGCCGACCUCCGCGGCUGCGCGAUCCGGGCCUGCGGCCGCAAGGGUUUCGGCGUCUACGCCACCGCCGCCGCCGCCGACGGUAACCGUUGCUCUUCUCCCCCUCCCGGAGAUGGCGGUGCGGGGGUGGUGAUGGCGGUGCCGCUGGACCUGGCCGUGACCCCGAUGCGGGUGCUGCAGGACCCGCUCGUCGGCCCGCGGUGCCGCGCGCUCUUCGAGGACGGCGGCGUCGACGACCGCCUCCUCGUCAUGCUCUUCCUCAUGGCCGAGCGCCUCCGCCCCACCUCCCUCUGGAAGCCGUACUUGGAUGUGCUCCCGAGCACCUUCGGGAGCUCCGUGUGGUUCGACGACCAGGAGCUCGCCGAGGUGGAAGGGACGACGCUGCACCGCGCCACGGUCAUGCAGAGAAAAUCGUUACAGAAGUUAUUCGAUGACAAGGUGAAAGGUCUGGUCGAGGAGCUUCUGCAUGUCGACGAAUCGGGAAGCUCAAUUGAAGUGCGGUUUGAGGACUUCCUUUGGGCAAACUCAAUUUUCUGGACUCGAGCGCUGAACAUCCCGUUGCCUCAUUCUUACGUUUUUCCUGGCUCACUUGAUGAGCAACAGAACAGUACUGGGGAAGUUUUGGCUGAUUCUAGUCUCACCAACCAACAGGAAACUGACAUUACAACGAAGAAUUGUAGUGGUGACGAGAUUCCUGAAUCUUGUAAUACAGAGUCAAUUUGGGUUGAGGGACUCGUGCCAGGAAUCGAUUUCUGUAACCAUAAUAUAAAGGCUCUGGCGACAUGGGAAGUUGAUUCGGUGGGAAAUUUAACAGGAAUUCCUGCUUCAAUGUACCUCAUGCUGGUGCAAGCUGGUAAAAGCUCUGUUGAGACUGGGACAGAGAUCUACAUAAAUUAUGGCAACAAAGGAAAUGAGGAAUUGCUGUACCUAUAUGGAUUUGUGGUUGACAAUAAUCCAGAUGAUUAUCUCAUGGUUCAUUAUCCAAUAGAAGCUCUUAGACAGCUUCAGUCUGCUGACGUUAAGAUGAAGCUAAUUGAGAUGCAGAAGGCUGAAUUGAGAUGUCUUCUACCUACAAGUUUGCUUGAUAGGGGAUUUUUCGGAACCAGUACCAGUUCUGGUGAAGAUGAUGAUAACAAGAAAAAGCAUUUUUCUAGUUACAGUUGGAGCGGUCAACGCAAAGUUCCAUCAUAUCUCCAAAAAAAUGUUUUCCCUCAAGAAUUUUUAAGUACUCUUCGCACAAUUGCCAUGCAAGAACAUGAACUUGAACAGGUUGCUUCCCUGCUUGGAGAGGUUGGGUCUACUGAGGAUGGAGAACCAUCUGAUGCAGAGAUCAAAAGUGCUAUAUGGGAGGUGUGCGGUGAUAAUGGAGCACUAGGAUUGCUUGUGGAUCUUCUUAGGGUGAAAAUGGCUGAACUUGAAGAAGGCACUGGAACAGAAGCAUCUGACAGUCAACUGCUGGAGAAAUUUGAUUCAAAUGAUCCAGACGACUCCUCAAGUGCAACCAUUGAGAGCACCGAAGCGACGAAGUCGAGAGUGAACAGAAGGUCGUGUAUAGUGUACCGAAGAGGGCAGAAGCAGCUGACGAGGAUGUUCCUCAGGGAGGCGGAACGUCUUCUGGAGCUGUCCGCGGAGGAGCAGACCUAA